AUGUUCGAUUUUGAGUCUCACUUGAACUCAUUUCUCAAGACUACAUCCAAAUCUUUCAAGCUGCUCUUUGUAACGAAUAACCAGUUCGUGCUUCCAAUAACAAACCGCAUUCUUGUCUUGGACUCGUCAUUCAAUCCCCCUCAUAAAGGUCACUUAUCAUUAGUAGCCAAGUCGCUAACACAUAAACUAGGGGAUGAAUCUGCUGCUCACAGCAGCAUGAACUCAAGGUCAGUGCUACUAUUGCUCUCCAUAAAAAAUGCCGACAAGCCUCCACAACCUGCUAAGUUCGAAGACCGCCUUAAAAUGAUGUAUCACUUGGCUCAUGAAAUCACAGACCAACUAGGAGUUUCUUGUGCUAUUGGAAUCACCAAUUGCUCCCUGUUUGUGGAUAAAGCUCUGACUUUAGAGGGGUACUUCAAGAAAAACUACACAGACCGCUUGAGCUAUACCUUCCUGCUCGGCUAUGAUACACUUGUUAGACUUCUCUCUCCAAAAUACUACGAGCCUCGUUCUUUACAAGAUGCCUUAGGGAGCUUCUUCAAUACGAGCGACUGUUUUGUAUUGACACGGAACGACGGCCAUGAUUCUCUAGAAUCACAGUUGCAGUACCUCGAGAGAAUGAAAAAAGGGAUGGUAGCAGACACACCUCCUACAUGGGCUGACAUGAUAUUCCUAGCUCGAGGAGAUGCUGCCACGGAGAAUAUCAGCUCAUCAAGCAUUAGGGAAAUCAUUCAGUCUGGUAGCAAUAGCUGGAUCUCGAAAACAACACCAAGCGUAGCUAGUUUCAUCACCGAACAGCGCCCUUACGACGACAUCCGUACACCACCAUAG
Messenger RNA from Ogataea haglerorum, 831 nucleotides. RefSeq lists its product as uncharacterized. The transcript has a single exon. The record is from RefSeq and is a predicted model, not a curated record. Lineage: Eukaryota; Fungi; Ascomycota; Pichiomycetes; Pichiales; Pichiaceae. Gene Ontology annotation, molecular function: ATP hydrolysis activity; nicotinamide-nucleotide adenylyltransferase activity. The coding region runs from base 1 to 831 and encodes 276 amino acids. Gene Ontology annotation, cellular component: nucleus; cytoplasm.